Closterium sp. NIES-65 is the source of this 1266-nucleotide messenger RNA. NCBI's taxonomy places the organism in Eukaryota, Viridiplantae, Streptophyta, Zygnematophyceae, Desmidiales, Closteriaceae. The record is from the annotation of a GenBank genome assembly.
AUGCGGGACCCGCGGGGCGCCGUCAGUUCCUGCAGCAGCAGCCGCCGCCGCCCUGCAGCAGCAGCCGCCGCCAGGCCUACAGCAGCAGCCGCCGCCAGGGUCUGCAGCAGCAGCCGCCGCCAGAGCCUGCUGCAGCAGGCGCCGCCAGGGUCUUCAGCAGCAGCCGCCGCCAGGGUCUGCAGCAGCAGCCGCCGCCAGAGCCUGCAGCAGCAGCCGCCGCCAGAGCCUGCAGCAGCAGCCGCCGCCAAAGUCUACAGCAGCAGCCGCCGCCAGAGUCUGCAGCAGCAGCCGCCGCCAGACCUGCAGCAGCUGCCGCCACCGACCCAGCAGCAGCAGCCGCCGCUCUAUCAGCAGCAGCAGCCGCCGCUGCUCUGCCGCAGCAGCUACCGCCGCCCAGCUGCAGGUGCCGCCCCUGGACCCCAGAAGCCGCCCCUGGACCCGGUACGCCUUGUGCUGCCCGUGCCUGUGCUGCCCGUGCCUGUGCUGCCCAUGCCUGUGCUGCCCGUGCCUGUGCUGCCUGUGCCUGUUGCUGCCCGUGCCUGUUGCUGCCCGUGCCUGUGCUGCCCGUGCCUGUGCUGCCCGUGCCUGUGCUGCCCGUGCCUGUUGCUGCCCGUGCCUGUGCUGCCCGUGCCUGUUGCUGCCCGUGCCUGUGCUGCCCGUGCCUGUGCUGCCCGUGCCUGUGCUGCCCGUGCCUGUGCUGCCCGUGCCUGUUGCUGCCCGUGUCUGUGCUGCCCGUGCCUGUGCUGCCCGUGCUUGUGCUGCCCGUGCCUGUUGCUGCCCGUGCCUGUGCUGCCCGUGCCUGUGCUGCCCGUGCCUGUGCUGCCCGUGCCUGUUGCUGCCCGUGCCUGUGCUGCCCGUGCCUGUGCUGCCCGUGCCUGUGCUGCCCAUGCCUGUGCUGCCUGUGCCUGUUGCUGCCCGUGCCUGUGCUGCCCGUGCCUGUGCUGCCCGUGCCUGUUGCUGCCCGUGCCUGUGCUGCCCGUGCCUGUUGCUGCCCGUGCCUGUGCUGCCCGUGCCUGUGCUGCCCGUGCCUGUGCUGCCCGUGCCCGUGCUGCCCGUGCCUGUUGCUGCCCGUGCCUGUGCUGCCCGUGCCUGUGCUGCCCGUGCCUGUGCUGCCCGUGCCUGUGCUGCCUGUGCCUGUUGCUGCCCGUGCCUGUGCUGCCCGUGCCUGUGCUGCCCGUGCCUGUGCUGCCCGUGCCUGUGCUGCCCGUGCCUGUUGCUGCCCGUGUCUCGUGCUCGCGCCCCCGUGCGCUCUGCUACUGGGUGUAG